CCCCUCUUCUUUCUGUGUUCACCUUUUUCCCUUUUUACUCCAUUUUUAUCCAAAAACAAAUAUAAAGAAUAAAAAAGUCCAAGCUAGCCUAUUCGUGAAUCCUUUUCUACAAUUGGCUCUCUUUAACGCGCAGAGAGAGCGCCAUGCUGCAACACGAAUCACCUCUUCCAGCAAGCACACUGUCCGUUGACCAUGUUUCGCUGGAACAAGCAUUGACCCAAGUAUCGCUACUGGACGACAGGGACUAUCUAUCACCACAUUCUCAACUCAAUGCAUCACCUGCCAGCCUUUCCAAUACGACACCGCCAACGGUACCCUAAUGUCAUUCCCUUCGCAAUCGCAAGAAACCCAACCUUUGGAAUCACAAAAGGAACGUGAGACAAGGUCGACUACGCUGACUUUAAAAGAGCAGGAAAAGGUCAUUGAUAGUCUUAAAAAGGAGAACUUUGGUCUAAAGCUAAAAAUCUGGUUCUUGGAGAGACGGCUGGAGGAGGUUUCGCCCGAUCACAUCGACAAUGCGUUGAAAGAGAAAGUAAUUUUGGACUUGCAUUCGGCUAUGGAUAUCCUGCAAAAUCAAAAAUGCACACUUCCUCACGGCAUGACAGAAGAAGAGCAUCUACAAUACGAUACCAUGAAGAUGGCCAACCAGAAAUACCGUAGCGAAAAUGAUCGAUUACAUCAGAUGGUGGCAAAUAUAUCGGCAGAAAAUGCUAAACUACGUUCCUCUAUUCGUUCGCAACACCCAUCACGCACCACCAGCCCAUUUUCGGAUUUUCAUGACGACUCUGACCCCUGGACCAACAAAACCUCCCUUCGGUCAUCCCAGGUAGAUUUGCUUCGCAAAGAGUACUAUGAGGCGAAACAAACAAUUGAAGAGCAAAACCGGACCAUACGAUCCUUACGAGAAGAGAUGAUGCAACGUCAUUCCCGAUCUAUUGAAUAUGGUUCCAACGAUCACGAAAUUGUCAAAUCCAUUCUCUCCGACAGAGAUGCACUGGUAUCCAAAUCUGAACAAUUGCAGAAAUCCAAUAACGACCUGCAAGAGAAUAGGGAUAUUGAAAAGUUGCGCAAUAAUAUGGAUGAUCUUUUGCAAUCGUUACGUGAAUCCAAGAAACUAGUUCGCAUAAAAACCGAAGAAUGCGAAUCUUUGCAGCAGCAGUUGGCAACGCAAAAUCAGUCACCCGAAUCGGAAGGAUUACUCGAUAUGCUGGACCAGUUGAGGAUCGAAAAUGAAUCGCUCUACAUGGAUGCCGAGCGCGCAGAUGUCUUGGCGCAAGAGUUGGCUGAAUUUGAAAACCUGCAUCAGAAGGAAAUCGCUCGACUGGAGGCAGAGAUUGAACAACGGGAACAAGAAUGCUUGGUAUUGGAGGAUGAAGUAGACAAGGUUGUGGCCCACGCAGAAGAACUGGAAAGGCAAAAUCAGGAACGAAAUGAACAGAUCCGUAGGCUAGAGAGGAAAUUGAGAUCAGCAUCACGUCUCAGUCAUCGUAGCGACGAUUCAAAUACGGAACUUCACAGACUAGAAGUCGAAAUACAAAUGCGUGACGAGAAAAUUCAGCAAUACGAAGAACAGCUUGAUGCAAGCGCCCAGUUGCACAAAGAACUUGAACGGAAGAAUGCACAGAUUAUCAAGUACGAACGGCAGCUCCAGGAAGCUGUGCAUGCUUCUGAAAUGCAUCAGAAUAAUCUCGCCAGUUUGGAAGAGCAAUUUGCAGAAAUGGAGGCUGCUUUAGUACAGAAAGAUGAACGUAUCCGCGAUUGCGAGAAUAGAGUUUGCGAGGCCUUGGAAGAUGCCGAAAAUGCUAAGCAUCGGUACGAAGAAGAUCUUCAAACUCUGGAAGCAGAAUUUCAGGAGGUCGAGCAAAUCAUUCGGGAAAGAGAUGUUCGCAUUGCAUCACUUGAAGACCACCUGGAAGCUCAGACAGACGCGAUGCAGCGUGAAAAGGAUAUCUACGAAGAGGAUAUGCGAGAAUUGGAGAAUAAAUAUCGAAUGGCAGCCGAACUUAUCCAAGAAAAAGAUAAUCUCCUUGCGGACAUGGAGGGAAGAUCGGCAACCGAUGGUGCAUACUUGAAACUUAAAGAGGUAAGGCGGAAAAGAAAAAAUAGUUUAAGGAUAAGGCUCUCAGACAUCCCGUUGCCAUUUGAUUUUCGAACUGACGCCAUGCUUCUUUAGAGAGUACACGAGUUAUACUCAGAAGUGGAAGAAGGUCGUAUACGUAUUGACGAACUCCAGCAGCUGCUUCGUAAUGCGGAAGAGAAACUGAAACGGACGCGUCGAUCCUCGAACGAAAAAAUGCAUGAACUGAAACAAGCUCGGCGGACAUUGGAAGAACAGCUGGAAAACGCACAGAACAGGAUACGGCUCAUGAGCGAGUUACUCGACCAACACCGAAGGAUGUCCGAUGUAAGUACCGUCAUUGA
This is a messenger RNA of Radiomyces spectabilis, 2421 nucleotides long. RefSeq lists its product as uncharacterized. The coding region runs from base 320 to 2173 and encodes 617 amino acids. Gene Ontology annotation, cellular component: microtubule organizing center. The transcript has 6 exons. Lineage: Eukaryota; Fungi; Mucoromycota; Mucoromycetes; Mucorales; Radiomycetaceae. The record is from RefSeq and is a predicted model, not a curated record.